Opisthorchis viverrini is the source of this 450-nucleotide messenger RNA. RefSeq lists its product as hypothetical. The transcript has 3 exons. The record is from RefSeq and is a predicted model, not a curated record. The coding region runs from base 1 to 450 and encodes 149 amino acids. Lineage: Eukaryota; Metazoa; Platyhelminthes; Trematoda; Opisthorchiida; Opisthorchiidae.
AUGCUGUGCACAUUCGCCAAUUCGAAUACAUACGUGCUGGUUGUUACGCUUCGCUUAAUUCUGGAUUUCCAGCUCGUCUGGUUAUACCGAUAUACGUACGAAACUCAAUUCUCACAUGUGGGUAAAUCGCGAAUGUCGGGCAGCUCGAAAUAUGAGACUAAUUUGGAAAAUCAGCACUCAAAAUCAAGUACAGAUUUGGACGAACCAGAGACACUGCGGAAUCUUUUUCACUCGAGCCACAAGCUUUGUCGUUUGACUGCUUCGCGAUUGGUCAGCAAGGCAGCAACGUUGCAAGAAGGGGAACCCAAAGUAGAGGCGCCGUUUUCUAAUGGCCUUGAUGAAUUAACCACUGCAGACCGUUGUGACUGUCUGGAGUUCGUGCUGCGUGGAAUGACCUCCCUUCGACGGUUGUACAUGCUCCUUCUAGAACCCAAUUUAAAGCACUAUUAG